CCGUGAGUUCAGACGCGGUGGAAGCUGAUGUCAGUGCGCUUCUGAGUUCUUUUCCCCUGUGUUAAUUUACACCUGCGCAAAUAUGAAAACCAUCAUCGCGGUACUUGUCUUAGCCUUCUCCGCAUUGGCGUUGGCAAAAACAAAACCUUCUGGUACCAUGGUUCCAGCUCAAAACACCGCCACCACAGCAGAAUCCAAAUCUACAAACACCACCACAGCCGAACCCAUCACAACCAAACCUACAACCAAUCCUACAACCAAACCUACAACCAAACCUACAACCAAACCUACCACAGCCAAAACUACAGCCAAACCUACCACAGCCAAACCUACCACAGCCAAACCCGCCACAACUACGCAAUCAACCACAACCUUACAACCAACCACGACGCAGCCCCCAAAGACCACCAACAGCACAGUGGGUAACUACACCUUGGACAAUGGCAAGCAUCGCUGCCUUAUGGCUCAGAUGGAGUUGAGGAUUCGACUGGUUUCUCAACAGGCCAAUGGGACAUUCCUCCUGCUCCCAAAUAAGACCCGUACAGCAGGAGACUGUAAUGACAACCAUGCCACCCUAUUGCUGAUUUCUAAGGAAUUAAACAUAAGUUUGUCCUACUCAAAGAAUGUCACUGAGAAGAAAUCCUUUGUGAAGGAGUUGUCUUUCAAUUUGACCUACGAUUUCAGCAAAGAAAUAGGUAAUGGAGUUCAAACUUACACAGCGGAAAACAAGUCCAUUCACAUCUUUGCGGCCACAAUCGGGAAGUCCUACUCAUGCAGAAAGGAGUCAAUUUACGUGGGCAAAGGACUAUACCUCGACAUUGAUCACGAUCGGAUGCAGGCUUUCAAUUUCACCAAUAGCAAUGAUUUUGGCACAACGGACCCUUGCCCAGCUGACCAAAACAACUACCGUGUGGCUAUCGCUGUGGGGAUAACGCUGCUAGUGCUGGUCGUGGUUGUGGUCAUUGCUUACCUUAUGGCUCGGAAGAAGAGAACUGACGGAUAUCAGUCCCUGUAAGAGGGAUCAGCAGAGAUCAUCCAAACCCAGGACCUGUGAGACUGUUACCUCUCGGGGCUCUAAGUGCACUUCAAAACCUUGUCUUUAUGACAGAUAUGAAACACUAUAUCGUUUAGUGUUUCUUGCGUCAUUUGGGAUUUUCAUUUUUUAUUUUUUCAGGGUUUUACAAGUGGGCAAUGCCAACUAAAUGCAAAGGGAUGUUUUUUUAAGCCUAAUCACACAGGAACAUAAAAGGAAUUUGAUUUUUAAACUAUUUUAUUUUGGUACAUAGCCAUACUGAUAACUGUGCUUCAUUUUACUCAUGAUUCUAAGAGAAAUUAAUUGUAGGAAUUUGAAAUGUUACUGUCAAAAGAAGGGAAUCGUUUCAAAGAAACAUGUAACAUGUAAUAUAUUUUAUGAGUUUUGUCAGAUUAAUAGAAUAUGCACUGAUUUUGUUACUAUCAAACUGACUUUAAACUUCUGCCAAUAUCAUGGAUAAAGAAUAUUGUUUAAAAAUAUAGGCUACUUGCUCCUUGCACUUGAAGUUUUGAACUGACACUUCCUUUUCAUCUAAUGUAAAAAAAUGCAUCCUUCUGACAACUAUUUCUGAUUGCAUGGAUAUUUCUCAGGAAGUUUUAGCCACCCUAGAACAUAAGGACUACGGCUUCAUUUAUGUCCAGUAGGUGUCACCAGAACAUACAUUAUGAAUUUAUAGGAGCGUGCUGGGCUGAAUAGUGCUUUAUCUUCCCCGUGGUGCCAAUAAACAUAUUUCCCAAUGUUUAACGUCAUU
Periophthalmus magnuspinnatus is the source of this 1784-nucleotide messenger RNA. RefSeq names its product CD68 molecule (gene cd68). Gene Ontology annotation, cellular component: membrane. NCBI's taxonomy places the organism in Eukaryota, Metazoa, Chordata, Actinopteri, Gobiiformes, Gobiidae. The transcript has 6 exons. The record is from RefSeq and is a predicted model, not a curated record. The coding region runs from base 83 to 1015 and encodes 310 amino acids.